AUGCCGGAUUCUGAAUUCCAAUCGCGAGGAUUUCUUGCCCUCAAAAGUCGUUUUGUUCGUGUCCCGAAUUCUGUAAUAAGUGAGACCUGGCUCCAACAAAAAUACCUCAUGAAUCAAAAAAAUGUCGCCAGAACGAAUUUGUGCAUUGAAAAUGAUGUGGAGAUGUUUAAGGAGAUCGAGAAACUUCAUAAGCGAAGAAAAACUGAAGUGUUAGAUGUCGAGGAGAAAAAGGCACUGGAGAAUCAAAUCAAUGAGCUAGUGGAAAGAAAAAAUGUUCCUUUGAAUAUAUUUUUCACUUUGCCACCUCAUCUUCUGGUCGUCGAUCUGCAUGGAUUCCUCAUUGGAGGUGCUGUUCGAUAUGUGAACAAGAUCGCCGCGGAAAUGAUGAAAAUGUCGGAUUCCAGAGAAGUCGUUCUGAUCACUGGUCACGCGAACACCAGAUGUGACAAGGAUCCACCGAUAAAGAUCAACUUGCUCCAGAAGUUUCCACAGAAAAUUCGAGUAGAUCCGAACAACGGCGGUCGUCUGAUUUUCACUGGCAAGUCAGAUGUACAGAAGUAA
This is a messenger RNA of Caenorhabditis briggsae, 561 nucleotides long. NCBI's taxonomy places the organism in Eukaryota, Metazoa, Nematoda, Chromadorea, Rhabditida, Rhabditidae. The coding region runs from base 1 to 561 and encodes 186 amino acids. The transcript is spliced from 3 exons. The record is from RefSeq and is a predicted model, not a curated record.